GUACCGAGCGCCGAACUCUCAGUUCUACUACCUAUUCGCUUUGAUCGGCCUCUUAAGAUAUAAACACUAGAAACGAUAUAUAAAGCCCUUGCAACCCUUAAGCUUGUAUUCUCUGAUUGAAGUCUUACUCCGAGAGCUUUUUCAAAUUCUUCCCUCACUGGCGCAACCAUUCUACCUAUGCGAUCAUAACGGUGAUGACGCAAUCUCGAGCUUUAUGAUUAUUAGUUAACCAUUCCAUAUUCCAUAUUAGCGAGAUUACCUGCUCGAACCGUCUAUCAAUCAACUUUGUCAACUUUGACCCGAGAUUGUCUGGGAGAUAGCCAACUCGGCCGUAUUAACUUGGCCGAAAUAACACCAUGGUCGCACGAAAGCCGCUUCCUGACAGUUCCUCGGCGAACACCAAUACACCUCCACCCGCGGUUAGCAUACAAGGUGUAAGACAGGAACUGUGGCCUCCUAGCGAUUCCGAAUCAGAAUCAGCCAGAGCGUGGGCGAGGGAGGAUCCCGUAAUAUCUCACCACAGUGACACAAACCCUGCGGCUUCGGGGAGCCAUAAUACAUCACAGGAUAUACCCCACGCCCUUCAACCUGGAGCUACCUAUCGUCCUGACGAAGCAAAUCCCUGGGAUGAUCGCGAUAAAAAUAACGGCGCCGAUCCUGUAACAGAGCCUAAAGUUAAACUAGAUGAAAUGCCAAAAGCUCUGUGGCCAGGAGGUACGCGAUUCGAAACGAAUCCUUUCAAACGGAAGCCAGUGCAGGCCAACCCGGCUAUUCAAGAUAAUCAAGAUAGCCAAGAAUCAUCGGCAACGUCUGCGAAUCCUCCUUCGGCGCCCCCACUUACUUCUGUGCCCACAGGCGCAUUAUCUCAACUACACAUUUCCGAACCCGAAACGAAUACAAAUCCCUGGCAGCCGGCGCUUGGUGAUUCUAGGCCCUCUAAUCCUUUACAGCCAGUACCGCCCCUACCCGAUCAGGAGUCUAAGAGCAAUGUGUGGGACUCGGGUUUGCCUUCGAGAGAGACUUCUACAGGACCUGUGUCAAAUUCCCCCGCCCUACUGCCUUUACAUACUGGGGGGGAAUCUCAACCAUGGGUAGAUACGUCUCCAAAUCCUCCGCUACAACCAAUGCCAGAGAGGUCCCGAGAGGCGGAAGAAAUGCUCGAUGACCAGCAUGCCUGGGAUGAUCUUGGGCCUAGUAAUAAGGGUAAACAACCGGAGUUACAAGGGUCACACGUACACUCAGAGACCGUCGACGGCUGGAAUCUAAUUGACCAUGAGCCAAUACCAGAACCGGGCCCGGGGACUCUAUCCAAGCAAAGUACUUGGGAGAACUUCAUGGAUGCAGAUGGCGAAAGACCAAAGGAAGAAACGGCUCCUACGACGACAGCUCCUCUAAGGGUAACUGCUACAGAGGUGCCACCGAUGUUACCACCGCGGCGAGCGUCGACCGAAGUACCGCCACCACAGCCACCCAGAAAGCAGUCACCAGGCGCUACAAAUAAAUCGGAAACAUACCAGAUUAAAAAUAUCAACUGGAUUGAUGCUACGGCGGCUAAGAAUCCUCGUAGGUCGCCUAUACUUGUACAAAACGCUAAUGGCCCUUGUCCUCUGGUUGCGCUCGUGAAUGCGCUUACCCUGACGACGCCUGCUAACCAGACGAAUUCGAAUCUUGUCGAGACUCUAAGAUCUCGCGAACAAAUUAGUUUGAAUUUCCUCCUUGAAGCUGUGGUCGAUGAGCUUAUGACCCACCGACAUACCAACCCGGAGGUGUCCUUGCCAGAUAUGACGGAACUAUAUGCAUUUCUUAAAGGUCUCCACACCGGUAUGAACGUCAAUCCACGGUUUAUCCCGAGUUCUGAGUCUUCUCCCUUGCAUAUCCAAAAAUCAACCCACGAAAAUCUUACCCCAGGGACCUUUGAAAAUACGCGAGACAUGAGGCUCUAUGCUACGUUUUCCAUCCCCUUGAUACACGGCUGGUUACCACCGAAGGAUGACCCGGUAUACGAUUCCUUCACCAGACAAGCAUCUUCAUACGAUGAUGCGCAGAGCAUAUUGUUUCGAGAAGAAGAACUCGAAGACAAGCUCAGCAAUUCCGAGAUGGGCCUGACUGAGCAGGAGCAGCAGCUGUACCAAGACAUCAUCAUCAUAAAAUCUUUUCUUAGUACCUCGGCAACACAACUCACUCCAUGGGGCCUCGAGGUGAUUACAAAAGCUAUUCGACCUGGGACGGUGUCAAUCCUGUUUCGGAAUGACCACUUUUCUACUCUAUACCGACAUCCCCAGACGAAAAGAUUAUUUACCUUGGUAACAGAUGCAGGGUAUUAUACACACGAUGAGAUCGUUUGGGAGUCACUAGUAGAUGUCCGCGGCGAACGGACUGAGUUUUUUUCCGGCGAUUUCCGCAUAGUUGGAGGGCCUCAGCACCAACGAUCAUCCGGAAGUAUUACAGGUGCCUGGAAUGGAGAGGGAGGCUCAAGUAGCAAUUCUCACGGGAACGGAUGGCAAACAGUUAGUAAUCGGCGAUCACGGAAUAGCCGGGUUAGCGAACCGGAUCCUAGCACGUCUGUUUCACCGAAACAUGAGCAGGAAGAUCGAGAUUUGGCUUUAGCUUUACAGUUACAAGAAGAAGAAGAGGAACGACAUCGCGCAGAACAAGCAGCUCGCCGUCGUGAGAGUCAACUGUCUGAGCAAUUUAUCGAGCAGCAAGGCCGGCAAGGUGCCCCAACCCGCGGAGGUCACAAUCAACGUGGUUCUAUUGCUAGGGGCAGCAAUGCUCCAUUGCCGCCAGCUAGGACUAGCUCGGCUAACCAAUCAACAAGCACGGUGGCGAGUCGAGGAAGGCCGGUACAGCAAGUUAGGUCCUUAAUUCCGCCGGCUUCGACAACCCACCGGCCCGGAGAUGAACACGCGGACGAUGCACCACCAAGUUAUGAGCAAGCUUCCAAGUCGACCCCGUACGUGCCACCCGCAGGGCAUCCGAGCCAUCCAGAGAGUAGUCCAAGUAGUCCGAGCGCAACUCCUAGAGGAAGAUCUGCAUUGAGUGGGCAGAACAGCGCUGGACCUAGUACACCAGGGAGGAGACGCCAGAGUACACCCCCUGUUCCUACUGGAAAUACCUCCUCGGCAGGAGGGGGCAAAGAAAAAGAAAAAGAGUGUAAAAUGAUGUAAUGAGAUGCCAUCAUGCUACACACACUUAACUUGCUUUACACUGCGAUAGGAUUACAUGGUUAUUAGAUACGGUGUUUGUUGGUUAUGGGCUACACGUGGCCUUGUGGGAAUCAUAGGUUAUGGGAAUUGUAUUAUUAAGGGAAUUAGCAGAGUACCGGUCAUUUUCUGACGAGUUUACGCAGGGAAUAUAUGAUUAUAUCCUCAUUCA
Messenger RNA from Daldinia vernicosa, 3375 nucleotides. RefSeq lists its product as uncharacterized. NCBI's taxonomy places the organism in Eukaryota, Fungi, Ascomycota, Sordariomycetes, Xylariales, Hypoxylaceae. The coding region runs from base 357 to 3167 and encodes 936 amino acids. The transcript has a single exon. Gene Ontology annotation, biological process: protein K48-linked deubiquitination. The record is from RefSeq and is a predicted model, not a curated record. Gene Ontology annotation, cellular component: cytosol; cell periphery. Gene Ontology annotation, molecular function: K48-linked deubiquitinase activity; cysteine-type deubiquitinase activity; cysteine-type carboxypeptidase activity.